Zalophus californianus (California sea lion) is the source of this 2878-nucleotide messenger RNA. It is a transcript of the gene NUDT18, whose product is annotated as nudix hydrolase 18. The record is from RefSeq and is a predicted model, not a curated record. The transcript is spliced from 3 exons. Gene Ontology annotation, molecular function: 8-oxo-dGDP phosphatase activity; 8-oxo-GDP phosphatase activity; magnesium ion binding. The coding region runs from base 135 to 1106 and encodes 323 amino acids. NCBI's taxonomy places the organism in Eukaryota, Metazoa, Chordata, Mammalia, Carnivora, Otariidae.
GCGUUCGCGAGCGCGCCUGGCCCGAGUCGGCAGGGGGAGGGGGCGACGGCGGCGGACCGCUGUCUCACCGGUGUCCCACCUUGCCCGGCGCGGUCGGUCUGCGGGGGCCCGUUUGCCGCCUCCCAGGGGACCCGAUGGCAUCGGAGGGCCUGGCGGGGGCGCUGGCGGCGGUGUUGGGGGGCCAGGGGCUGAAUGUGCACAGCUGCGACUCGGUGCCGGCCGGGGAGCCCCGGGCGCCCGUGCGGCUGCGGAAGAACGUCUGCUACGUGGUGCUGGCCGUGUUCCUCAACGAGCAGGAUGAGGUGCUACUGAUCCAGGAGGCCAAGAAAGAGUGCCGUGGGUCUUGGUACCUACCCGCGGGGAGAAUGGAGCCUGGGGAGACCAUCGUGGAGGCACUGCAGCGGGAGGUGAAGGAGGAGGCCGGGCUGCACUGUGAGCCUCUGACAUUGCUGUCUGUGGAGGAGCGCGGCCCCUCCUGGAUCCGCUUUGUGUUCCUCGCUCGAGCCACAGGUGGAAAUCUCAAGACUUCCAAGGAGGCGGAUGCGGAGUCCCUGCAGGCUGGCUGGUACCCACGAACCUCCCUGCCCACUCCACUGCGAGCCCAGGACAUUCUACACCUGGUAGAGCUAGCCGCCCAGUACCGCCAGCAAGCCAGGCACCCUCUUAUUCUGCCCCAGGAGCUUCCCUGUAGUCUGGUCUGCCAGCGACUCGUGGCCACCUUUACCAGUGUCCAGACAGUGUGGGUGUUGGUGGGCACAGUGGGGAUGCCUCACUUGCCCAUCACUGCCUGCGGCUUCACUCCCAUGGAGCAAAGGGGUGGCAUCAAGAUGGCCAUCCUGCGGCUGCUACAGGAGUGUCUGAGCCUGCACCACUUGGCAGUGGAGACCAAGGGGUUGCUUGGACUGCAACAUCUGGGCAAAGACCAUGCAGAUGGCGUCUGCUUGAAUGUGCUGGUGACUGUGGCUUUUCGGAACCCAGGUAUGCAGAGUGAGCCCCCAAAGGUUCGGGGUGAGAACUUUUUUUGGUGGAAGGUGAUGGAGGAAGAUCUACAAAGCCAGCUCUUACAGAGACUUCAGGAAUCAUCUGUUGUCCCAGUCAACAGAUAGGAAGGUGCCAUCGUUGUGCAAGGAGCCAGGCUCCUGGGCCCUCUCCUCCCCCACCGCGGCUCUGCCUUCCUCUGAGGGAGGCAGGAGGUUGGCAGUCGGGUCUUGUUGCAUUAGGAGGUGAUUCUCCUAGUUCUCAGGGUAAUUUCCUUCUCUGUGGAACAGGUCCCUGCAUUGCACCAGGACAGUGCCUUUAACCAAACAAGGAGUUCAGAGCUCAAGGAUCUAAUUGCCCUGUGGGCACGAUGAGGGCACUACUCCCUAUGGGGAUGUGAGAACUUUCUGAACCUGAGAGGGCAUCUACUCGUCAUUUUCCAUGCUUGCCUCAGUAAAGGCCUACAUCCCGAUUCUCAGGCACUUAGAAUACGGACUUGGGUUGCUGGGGGAGGUCAUUCCAAGGGAGUGGGCCCCUUGCUGAGUAAAUAGGUGGCAUUUGCUUUGCCUUCCUGCCUACAUGUCUCUGUGGGGAGGAAGUGAGCAGGAAGGGGGAACUGCAUCAAGAAAGAAGCUCCUCCCCUUGUCCCACCACAGCCACCCAGGUCUUCCCAGAUAGCAAGCUUGUGUCCCAGACUGCAGGUGACUGGGGUGGGCAGGCUUCCUGCUGUCCACCAUAGCCUCUGUGGUCCACUGGAGCUCUCUUUCUCUUGCCUGCCAGGGCAGGAUGUGUCCACAUCCCCUCUGGGGUUUGAGCAGUGAGAACACCAGAAGCUUCAGGUGGGCAAGGAGCUGUAAAGUAGAAGCUGGUCCUGCCUCCUUGAGCUUCCCUGUUCCCUCCCUGCAUCACUCUGCUGGCCUCCAGGCUCCUGCCUCUGCCUUUCUACAACUUCAGCCCAAGCCAGACCAAAACCCUUUAUUCCUUUCCCCUCAGCCCAGCAGAAUCAUGAUAAAAAUUAUUGUUUUAAAAAAGAACUUUACUAAAACUUAAGGGAAAACCACAGGAAGUGAACAAAGAAAAUAUAUCGUGUGCUGAUCACUGCGUGUAAUACAGAUCUCUGGUUCUGAGCAAGGGGACACUUGACUAGGCUUCCCUUCUGAGGUAACUUCACUCUGACACUGAUGCCCCCCUUUCCCAUCCUCUCUUGGCUGCCAUCUUGUCUUUCUGGCCUUAAGCUGUGGUAGGAAUCCUCUUGUGCCGUCUGAGGAACAAACAUCUCCCACAUGAUGGAAUCAAACCCUUUCACUUUGGUUCAUUUCUCUCAGUGUCUGAGGGACCCGCCAGUCCACAUCCCUGUCGAAGGGCAAUCUUUGCUCCCACUUUAUUUAGCCUAGAGUAGUUUUCGACCCUGCCCAUUAGAAUCACCUGGAGAGCUUUAAAAACAACUCUGGGCCCACCCCCAGAGACACCGAUUCCACAGGUAUUGUAAAAAGCAAACCCAGUGAUUGUGACAUGGUAAGAGGUAAGAGCCACUCAUCAGCCCUGUCCGAGUUUUCAACUUGCUUUGUCCUGGAGUUCACUCAGCUACCUCCCUGAGAGCAUCCCCACACACACACAUCUAGGGACAGGUUUUUAAAAUAGGAGGUCCACUAAAGCAUUCAUACAACUCAAAACAUAAACACCCCAAAAUGAGACUUGCACACAGAUGCUCCAGAUGGCCCGUUCUCUCCCAGUGUCUCCAAGGCUAGCUGGCUCUCAGCUGUAGGUAAGCUGGGCAGAAAGUGUUGCUUGGCCAAGAAGGAGCCUGGUUCCUGGCAGGCGCUGAGGAACAUCAGAUGUGCGCUGCCGGAGCCUGUCUCUAUUUACCACCACCGUCGCCAGCCGCACCCCCCCCCCCCGC